Molecule: messenger RNA, 504 nt
Organism: Acanthosepion pharaonis
Lineage: Eukaryota; Metazoa; Mollusca; Cephalopoda; Sepiida; Sepiidae
Source: the annotation of a GenBank genome assembly
AUGGAAUCGGUAGAAAGAAUAGAAAAGAAGAAGGGUGUGGCUGGAAGUGUACGGGGUGUUGCAGGAAACGGAUGCGGUGUUGGGAAGGUUGACGAAGAUGCUCAACCGAAGAAGGGACGAUACAGAUGGAGACAGUGUGUUGGGACUUAUUCUGUCUUUCCUUUUUUUCCUUUUUUUAACCAUUCUUUUAGAGCCUUCGUUUCUUCAUUCUUUUUUUUUUAUUUUUUAGCCACCACGUUUAAUUAUUUCUUUCUUUUUUAUUCUCAAUUUCUUUCUUUUCUUUUUCGUCGUCUCUUUAUACAUUUUUUAAAAUUAAUUACUUUCUUUCCUUCCUUUCUUCAUUUUUGUAUUUUAUUUUUUAGAUUUUCAUUUUCGUUCAGUUUUCUUUCACUCCUUUUCUUCAUUUAUUUUUCUUUUCUGCUUAAUCUUUUACUCUUUUCUUCGUUUUUCAUUCAUUUUUUUUUCUGCCUUCCUUUUUUUAAUUUUUUUUUUCUUGAUUCAUGA